Venustampulla echinocandica is the source of this 783-nucleotide messenger RNA. RefSeq lists its product as uncharacterized. Bases 1 to 783 code for a protein of 260 amino acids. Lineage: Eukaryota; Fungi; Ascomycota; Leotiomycetes; Helotiales; Pleuroascaceae. The record is from RefSeq and is a predicted model, not a curated record. The transcript has a single exon.
AUGAAGCAAUUGAGCGCUGCGGCCGUGGUCAAUUCAGCAUGCGCAUCCUCCAGAUGCUGGAGGGGCCAGUCGCCUCGUGUUUGUUUUGCUGAUGGCGAAGGUCGAGGUCGCAGUCGGGGUCCUUGGGGCGGUCGCCGCUCCGUCCGUCGCUCUCAAACCAACGAAAAAGGCGCGCUCUGGGCACUGUGUAACGGAGGAGGGAUCGUCGUCAUCGCCCUUCUCUUCCUGGCCCUUCUUCAGGCAUCCCAUCACGUCUGGAUUGGAGUUGGGAUGCGGCUCGGCGGAGUCCUGGGGCCGCGGGGCAUCAGCGUCGAAGGGAAGACGAGCGAUUGGAGUUGGGGCAAACUUGGGGUUGCAGUUGGGGGAGAGCAGUGUGAACUGGAGGAGGCGAGAAUCGUCGGUUCAGCGGCUGCGAUUGGGCCGACACACCAACCAGCCGCCCAAUACCCGCGUCUCCAGGGCCUCGCGGGGCGUGCUGAAGGGCGCUCCAGGGGCAAAAUGGGGCAAAUAGGCCUAAGAGGCCUAAGGAGCCCUCAUAGGCCCCCUUUGCUCAACUCUGCAAGGCCAGCGCAGAAGAGAACGACUCAAGAGACACAGCCAAUCGGGUUACGCAUUCUCCCCCCUUAUUCCUGGCGGGAGGUAUUGUUUAUUCCCAAGGCUGUUUUGACGACCGCCAGCUUGACAACCGCCAAACGGGGCAAAAAGAAAGGGAGCUGGUUGAAGCCAGAAGCCAGAAGCCUGAAGCCUGGAGGCAGAACCUGCGCGCACCACUGGAGUCGCUAG